AUGUUGUUCUUCAUUUGUAUAUUAACUUCGUCCUUCAUUUUCACUGCUCAUUCUUAUAAUAACAAAUGCCUUCGUCAUCAAGAAAUCUUGUUGCUUCAACUCAGGGAUGAGACGAUCUUCAAUUCUUCUCUUUCGAUAAAACUGGUGCGAUGGAACGAAAGCGGCGAGUGCUGCAAGUGGCCUGGUGUGGAAUGUAAUGCUUCUGGCUAUGUCGUUAGUUUGCAACUCGAUGGUGAGGCCAUUUCUGGUGGAAUUGGGGAUUCGUCGAGUCUCUUCAGAUUUAAAUAUCUGCAGAAGCUCAACCUUGCCUACAAUCACUUCAACUUUGAUCGCAUUCCAAAAGGUAUUGGCAAUUUCACUUAUUUGACACAGUUGAAUUUGUCAUUUGCUGAUUUUGGCGGGCAUGUUCCUUCAGAAAUUUGGACAUUGACGAGAUUGGCUAGUCUCGAUAUCUCCAACUACUUUGGAGAGAUUAGCCUUAAGCACCCAAAUUUGGAGAUGCUUGUCCAAAAUCUAACAGAGCUUCGAGAGCUCUAUCUUGAUGGUGUCUAUAUGACUUCCUUGCAAGAAAUGAAAAACUGGGGCCAUAUUAUAUCAUCACAUUUACCCAACCUCACCUCUUUGAGCAUGGUUGGUUGUUUUCUUUAUGCCCCUUCGCCUAAAUCCUUUUGGCAACUUCAUUCCCUUUCUAUUCUUCGACUAGAUAAUAACGAUCUUUCAGAGGCUCACUUCCUUCUACAUUGUUUGCUAAUCACCAAGCUGAUUCAUGUUGAUCUGUCAGAAAACUCUUUGACAGACUCACUUCCUUCUUCAUUCUUUGAAGGUGUUUCCAAUAUCGUUCAUCUCGAUUUGUCCGAAAAUUUAUUCUCUGGUAACAUCUCCCACUCUCUGUAUGCUCUUCCUUCAUUUUUGAAACUUGAUCUUAGUUACAACCGAUUUAAUGGCACUAUUCAACUCGACAACUUUCAAAGCCUUCCCAAUCUCACACGGCUUGGUCUAUCAGGCAAUAGCUUGUAG
Messenger RNA from Salvia hispanica, 1017 nucleotides. Lineage: Eukaryota; Viridiplantae; Streptophyta; Magnoliopsida; Lamiales; Lamiaceae. The record is from RefSeq and is a predicted model, not a curated record.